AUGGGUUAUCGGCCAGUAGCUCCUAAGAACUGGGAAACGGUGCCACAAGCAGAUGAAACAUUGGAAAACAGUUGGAACAUCUCACAGAGUGAUAGUAGACUCGUGUGGCUAAUUAUCGUCUUCGUUCUUGGCGCACCCCUACUUCAAAUAUACAGAGACAGUCAAACAACAGCAGGUAAUGAUGUCAAUACAGGCCAAGAAGAGAAGAUUCCCCAGUCAUCAAAAAAUGAAGCAAUUCAUCCUGAUCAGUGGAAAAUAACUGAAUCGCACUUGGAUAAUCAGGAGUUAUCGACAUUGACACCGCCCGGAAACGAGGAAAUUUUGGGGCGAAGUGUGAUUGAGACAGGAGGCGAGUCUCAGUCACCGAACAAAAAGGAGGAGGAAAUUGUGGUGCAGGGGAAAGAGGAUAUCGCAGAAGCAGAAACAAAGAAAGACAAUGCAGCAACAAUUGAGGCAACUUCAAAUUUGUCACAACAAACCAAUUAUGCAGAUUCAGAUGUCUCUAAUAAUAAAAACCUAAUAAGGGAAAUGGAAAAACUGUUGGAAAGGUGGCAAGUAUGCGUAGGGGAUGCAUCGACCAAUAAAACAGAGGCAGAUGAAACAUUCAGGAUUGAGACGGAGAGAGCGGUUUAUUGGCGAACGGAAGCGAUGCGAACUGAAUCAGUGGCUGCGAAGGCUGUGGCACUUUUUUUCGAGGAUGCGGCGGCUGCUUGGCGCGACGCAGCAGAAAAGUGGGAAGCUGUGAUGAAGGAAUGUCACAAAUCCCUAGUUGAGUCCGACACAGAUGUGAAGGAGGUGGGCCUCGAAAACCGCUUGAAUGGGCUUGUCUCAAGGGCGAACAAUGUAACACGAUUCUGGAUUGAAGCACUGGAUUCCAAGAUUGCAGCAGAGUUAAAAUCGAAGAAGGCCGUGGAUGAAGAAAAAACCAUGUCAGUUGAGGUACACAAGGAUAUUCUGCUCAUAAACACCAUCAUCAUGAUGUUCGAGCUGAAUGUCACAAUCGCCAUUGUGAACGCCUCGGUUUAG
This is a messenger RNA of Darwinula stevensoni, 1026 nucleotides long. NCBI's taxonomy places the organism in Eukaryota, Metazoa, Arthropoda, Ostracoda, Podocopida, Darwinulidae. The record is from the annotation of a GenBank genome assembly.